AUGGCCGAUUCAGGCAGCUGGCAGCGCUACAACCGAGAUGCUUCAAUUUCUAUUACAGUGUUGGGUGUUGUCUUCGUGGGACUGCGAUUUUCCUCGAGGCAUUUGGGAAAGGUGCCUCUGGGAUUAGAGGAUGCACUGAUUGUGGCUGCGUUGCUCCUACUCCCCGCAGAAGUAUUCUACUGUACCUCCCUCAUCCUCACCAAAACCUCCAUCCUAGCAAUGUACCACCGGAUCUUCCACAUCCAUCAGCCCACACGCAUAGCCGUGUACGUCCUGGGAGCGAUCACGAUCAUCAGAGCCGUAUCUCUCAUUAUUGCCUCCAUCUUCCAAUGUAUUCCUGUCGCUCGGGCAUGGGACAAAUCCCUCCCGGGACGGUGCAUUAAUCUAAAGGAUACAUUCAUUGCAAAUGAUAUUGUGAAUGCUAUCACUGAUGUGGUCAUUCUGGGGCUUUUGAUCGGCAGAGUAUGGAAAGUGCAGGCUGGGUGGGGGGUUAGAAUUAGUGCGAUAGGGAUGAUUUCUUUGGGUGGCUUUGUGGUUUUCACGAGCAUAUAUCGCAUCAUCACGCUAGUCGAUAUCGAUUUUGAUGACUUGACAUGUACAUUGGCCCGUCUAUCCCUUGGCUAGCUCCAAGUAACGUGCUGAUGAAUCGCAGAUACUUUGGGCCGAUCGAACGCAUGGUGCGUUAUUGAAGUAUCUUCGGGGAUUAUAUCUGCUUGUCUCCCAACUCUGCGUCCGCUGGCAAGGGCUCUGUUUCCCCGAGCGUUCAGCAGAAAGCUGUCCUCUCAAGGACAGGGGAAUUCAAGCUAUCCUAAACCAGGGAAUGGUGGGUUAUCAGGUGAUUCUAGCAGAGACAGAGUGUAUAAGAGACCAGAUGUGGGUGUGGAGUCUGAUGGGGAUGAGUACCCAUUGACAGUGGUUAAGGUGAGAGGGAGAGUCGAAGGAAUCGGGUUUCGAUAGCGACUGGGUAUUAUGUUGGGCGAGAUUAUUGUCCAUCACAAAUAGCGCUUCCUCAUUACAUUGCUAGACACUCUGCUUCAGCCCUGAUACACAGCAAUCCUUGAUUUCACUCGUUGAAUUCU
Aspergillus piperis CBS 112811 is the source of this 1079-nucleotide messenger RNA. RefSeq lists its product as uncharacterized. The record is from RefSeq and is a predicted model, not a curated record. Lineage: Eukaryota; Fungi; Ascomycota; Eurotiomycetes; Eurotiales; Aspergillaceae. The transcript is spliced from 3 exons. Bases 1 to 624 code for a protein of 207 amino acids.